Messenger RNA from Acipenser ruthenus (sterlet), 3296 nucleotides. RefSeq names its product histone-lysine N-methyltransferase PRDM9-like. Bases 247 to 2154 code for a protein of 635 amino acids. Gene Ontology annotation, biological process: regulation of DNA-templated transcription. NCBI's taxonomy places the organism in Eukaryota, Metazoa, Chordata, Actinopteri, Acipenseriformes, Acipenseridae. Gene Ontology annotation, molecular function: protein binding; histone methyltransferase activity. The record is from RefSeq and is a predicted model, not a curated record. Gene Ontology annotation, cellular component: nucleus. The transcript has 9 exons.
AUACCGGUAUUUAAAGUGUCAGUCGCCUGAUAUUUUUUUACGGAGGGAUAGUCAAGGGAGAACUAAAGGUCAGGUGACAGACACAACAUUUAAUAAAUAAAUAAACAAAUCAGUCAUUUUAGUAAUUUGUCAUUGGAAAUACUGGAAAGCGGAGCAGUGAUAGAAAAAUAUCGAGAUAGCGGAGAAAACGCUUUUCUGCGGACAUUUUAGAGUUCGUGGAGAACGAUCCAGGUACCAAAGGACAAGAUGGACAGCGAAUCUGAGGAAGAUAAGUACAAGGACCUGAAGGUUUAUUUCUCCAAGCAAGAAUGGGCAGAGCUGCAAGAGUGGGAGAAAGUGCGCUACAAGAACAUGAAACGCAACUACGAAGCCAUGAUUGCUAUAGGGCUGAAUUCCCCGAAGCCGACCUUCAUGUGCCGCCGAUCCAGGAGCAGGCAGCCCCCUGUGGAGGACUCCAGUGACCCCGACGAGGACUGGACCCCCAGACAGGAGAGAGCCGCGGCAGCUCCAAAAACCUUUAGGCCACCUUAUAAAAGAGAUUUUGUCCACAGGCAGACAACAAAAAAUGUGACUACAACUAAGGUUCAAGUGAAUAGUGAAAAGGCCCCGGCGCCCAGCAGCAGUGUUGCUGGCCCCAGUGCAGAGACCCCCUCUGCAUCCACCUCCAGUUCUGAUGAGAACAGAGGAGACUCAUUCGAAGGCUUCACUGAUGAUGAACUGGCUGCCUUUCUUGUGUACGACAGCCCUUCUGAGAGUGAGGAGAGUGGAAAAGCAGAAACUCGGAGCGCUGAAUUAAAAGCGGACUGCGAGGACUGCCAGACCUUCUUCAUUGAUGUGUGUGGGCUGCAUGGCCCUGCACUGUUCAUUCCAGACACGGCCGCUGAGGUGGGCUUGGCACACAGGGCUCGCCUCACCACACCUCAGGGCAUGAGCAUCAGAGUCUCCAAGAUCCCAAACGCAGGGCUGGGGGCCUGGAACGAGCGCGGUGUCAUUCCCAGAGGGGCCCACUUCGGGCCGUACCAGGGGGGGGUGACUCACGAAGAGGAGGCCAUCCUCAGUGGAUAUUCAUGGGUGAUAACUAAAGGGAAGAACGAUCAUGAGUACAUCGAUGCUAAGAGUGAAGCUAACUCAAACUGGAUGAGGUAUGUGAACUGUGCCCGUAAUGAAGAGGAGCAAAACCUGGUGGCCUUUCAGUACAAGGGUGAGAUCUACUACAGGUCCUGCAAGCCGAUCCCACCCCGCUGUGAGCUGCUGGUGUGGUACGGGGACGAGUACGGCAGGGAGCUGGGCAUCCGCUGGGAUCUGAUGUGGGAGAACAAGUGUCGCUCGACAGAAGCGGAUUUGGAGCAAGACCUCGACAUCUAUCCCUGCCCUCACUGCACCAUCGCCUUCACUGCCGAGCAGUACCUGGAGAAGCACACAAAGAGGACUCACCCUGAGGAGUAUGUGGUGAUACUGAGAGCGCGCUCACUCAGGAAUCAAUCGUCACAAAGCGGGGCGCAGCUUCCUGUACCCCCGGUGAGCUCAGUGACUGCACGCUCUGGGAGAGUUCACAAAUCAGACUCGCAAGCUUCACAUCGCUGCUCUGAGUGUGGGAAGAGUUUCACUCGGUCAGGAGACCUGAAAAAACACCAGCGAACUCACACAGGAGAGAAACCAUAUCGCUGCUCUGAGUGUGGGAAGAGUUUCACUCGGUCAGACAGCCUUGAAACACACCAGCGAACUCACACAGGAGAGAAACCGUAUCGCUGCUCUGAGUGUGGGAAGAGUUUCAGUCACUCAGUAUCCCUGAAAAUACACCAGCGAACUCACACAGGAGAGAAACCGUAUCGCUGCUCUGACUGUGGGAAGAGUUUCAGUCAGUCCUGCAGCCUUGUUUCACACCAGCGAACUCACACAGGAGAGAAACCGUAUCGCUGCUCUGACUGUGGGAAGAGGUUCAGUCAGUCAGGUAACCUUGAAGCACACCAGCGAACUCACACAGGAGAGAAACCGUAUCGCUGCUCUGACUGUGGGAAGAGGUUCAGUCAGUCAAGCAGCCUUGAAACACACCAGCGAACUCACACAGGAGAGAAACCGUAUCGCUGCUCUGACUGUGGGAAGAGGUUCAGUCAGUCACGCAGUCUUGUUUCACACCAGAGAACUCACUCCUGACAUGCCGAGCCCUGCAUGACUUCACUCAUUGUGAGGGGAAAUAUGUUUCCUUUCAUAACUGAACACACACCUACCUGUCAAUGUUAAACAUUGUGUUGAUUUUGUUCAGAAAUUAAUUGAGCUGCACAAUUUUAAACAGGGACAAGGUUGGGAUCAAUAAUCUGCAUUAUAAAAAAAAAACUUACCACAGUACUGUACAUGCACACUGCAAUCUUGCAGUUUAUUUCAUUUGAACCGGCUUCAACCAUUGUGUUUACAAUGUAUUUACUAUACAGAUCUUUGAUUGAACAUGCUUUUACUGUACUUUACUACACUUUAUUACACUUUGUUAUUCCGGCUCAAUGACACCAUCAAUCCCUGAGCUCCUCUAUCCCUUUGUUCCAUUGUUCUCUAGAACCCUCUUUAUGUUCCGUAACUCACAGUGAGAGUUCCAUGGAACCUUCUUACUUAGUGUUCCAAAGUCCAUAGACUCUCAGUGUUCCAUGGAACCUUCUUUGUUCUUCCUCUGAGUCUCAAUUGAAGACAUUGAGAAAGACUUUCUGGUUGAAACGUUUGUCAUUGAAUUUAUUAGGUUUAUUUUAUUUUAUCACAAUGUAGCGCUAUUGUGGGGUUAAUAGUUGUGAACCAGCUGAUAUAAUGAUGAGAUCCUCAAUAUGCAAAGUCAUUUAAAGACGUUUUUGCUGGGAAGAUGUCAAAGUCGCAUAGACUUUUUACCAACGCUACCAUUUUAAUGAGGGGUCUAAGGGUUUAAGUUCUGUUUUUAAAGUGAACAGACUUUGUUGUUGCCUGUGAUUCAAUGUCAAUACACUUUGCUAUUCUGUUUUAAAAUGUUUAUGCUUUGUUAAAUUAAAACAACAUGCCUGUUAUUCUUAUAUAUGCUAUUUAAUAUUUAUGAUUAUUUAUUUCACUUUUUUUUUAAUCUUUAUGAGAUUAACUGGACAAGUCGUAUUCUAUUUUAUGUCGUUUUACAUUUCAUCUGGCAAAUACAGCUGCUGAUUUUAUACGAGAUGAAUCUGUGUUUUUAAAUGUUAAUAUUUAAUUCAGGAGCCCCAAUAAACGUUUUAAAGACAAGAAAAUCACUUGUGACGUGUCUCUGAAUGUUUAGUAUUUUAAUUAUACAACCAUUCUCAGAUAUAUAUAUA